AUGAAGUCACUUGUCUCGUUCCAACGAUCUUUCAUUCUACUUUCUCUCUUUCUCUCUCUCAGUAACUGCCACAUUCCAACCACUCUCGAAGGUCCAUUUCUCCCCGUAACCGUUCCGUUCGACGUCUCCACGCGCGGCAACACCUCCGACUUACCGGACACCGAUCCUCGUGUGCGACGGCAAGUCGUCGGAUUCGAGCCGGAGCAGAUAUCGCUGUCGCUUUCCUCCACUCAUGACUCCGUUUGGGUUUCGUGGAUUACUGGGGAAUUUCAAAUUGGUUACAACAUCAAGCCGUUAGAUCCCAAUACCGUUGCAAGUGUUGUUCGUUAUGGAACUUCAAGAUUUGAAUUAGGGAAUGAAGCAGAGGGCCAGUCGCUCAUCUACAACCAGCUUUAUCCUUUUGAAGGCCUUCAGAAUUACACUUCUGGAAUCAUUCAUCAUGUUCGACUUACAGGACUGGAACCAAGCACACUAUACUAUUAUCAAUGUGGAGAUCCCUCAUUACAUGCUAUGAGUGAUAUAUACUAUUUCAGAACCAUGCCAAUUUCUGGUCCACAGAGUUACCCAGGAAGAAUUGCUAUAGUAGGAGAUCUUGGUCUCACGUAUAACACGACUACUACCAUCAGUCAUAUGACUAGUAACGAACCUGAUCUUAUCCUAUUGAUUGGUGAUGUAAGCUAUGCAAAUCUGUACCUCACAAAUGGAACAGGCUCAGACUGUUAUAGUUGCUCAUUUUCAGACACUCCUAUACAUGAAACCUACCAGCCUCGAUGGGAUUAUUGGGGAAGGUUCAUGCAGAGUCUAGUGUCUAGAGUUCCAAUAAUGGUGGUAGAAGGAAAUCACGAAAUUGAAUUACAGGCUGAAAACAAGACAUUUGUGGCUUACAGUUCCAGGUUUGCGUUCCCCUCUGAAGAAAGUGGAUCGCCAUCCACAUUCUACUACUCUUUCAAUGCUGGUGGCGUUCAUUUUAUUAUGCUUGGCGCUUAUAUUGACUAUGAUAAAACAGGUGAACAAUACAGGUGGCUGGAGAGAGAUCUGGCUAAUGUUGAUAGAUCAACGACUCCCUGGCUUGUAGCUACCUGGCAUCCACCAUGGUACAGCACUUAUGUAGCUCAUUACAGAGAAGCGGAGUGUAUGCGAGUGGAGAUGGAGGAGCUGCUAUACUCGUAUAGCGUGGAUAUAGUAUUCAAUGGACAUGUUCAUGCUUAUGAGAGAUCCAACCGGGUUUAUAAUUAUAAAUUAGAUCCGUGUGGUCCUGUACAUAUUGCUGUUGGGGAUGGAGGUAACCGAGAGAAGAUGUCAAUUCCAUUUGUAGACGAGCAUGGAAAUUGUCCUGAUCCAUCAACUACUCCUGGCUCUUACAUGGGUGGCUUUUGUGCAACAAAUUUUACAUCUGGCCCUGCAGCAGGCAAGUUUUGUUGGGAUCGCCAGGCAGAUUACAGUGCUUUCAGAGAAAGUAGCUUUGGCUAUGGAAUUUUUGAGGUAAAAAAUGAAACAUGGGCUUUGUGGACUUGGUAUCGCAAUCAGGACUCUUUAAAGGAAGUUGGAGAUCAAAUUUACAUAGUAAGACAGCCUGAUAUAUGUCCUGUUGGUCAGAGGGCAUAUUAUAAUUGUGUUGCUUCAUUUUAA
Vicia faba (fava bean) is the source of this 1629-nucleotide messenger RNA. Lineage: Eukaryota; Viridiplantae; Streptophyta; Magnoliopsida; Fabales; Fabaceae. The record is from the annotation of a GenBank genome assembly.